AGGGCGGCUGCCGCGCGCCCCGCCCCGGAAGUGUUUCUAGGUGACGGCCGCCCCGGCCCGGAGCGCUACAGCGGGGCGGCGGCAGCAGCUGGCGCUGCGGGGGGCUGCGAUGGAGCACAUCCGCACCACCAAGGUAGAGCAAGUAAAAUUACUAGAUAGGUUCAGCACCAGCAACAAGUCGCUAACGGGAACUCUGUACCUUACAGCAACUCAUCUGUUAUUCAUAGAUUCCAGCCAGAGAGAGACCUGGAUACUACAUCAUCACAUCGCUGCAGUGGAAAAACUUCCCUUGACUACUUCUGGCUGCCCCCUUGUGAUCCAGUGCAAGAACUUCAGGAUUGUUCACUUUGUUGUUCCCAGAGAGAGAGAUUGUCAUGACAUUUAUAACUCUUUGCUUCAGCUGUCAAGAACAGCACAAUAUGAUGAACUGUAUGCCUUCUCCUAUAAUCCAAAACAAAACACAUCUGAGCAAGUCAAAGGCUGGCAGCUUAUCGAUCUAGCGGAAGAAUAUAAGAGAAUGGGAGUGCCAAAUGCCAAUUGGCAGUUGUCUGAUGCAAAUCGUGAUUAUAAGAUUUGUGACACCUAUCCUAAAGAACUUUAUGUUCCCAGAACUGCAAGCAAACCUAUAAUUGUUGGUAGCUCCAAGUUCAGAAGCAAAGGAAGAUUCCCAGUAUUGUCUUAUUAUCAUAAAGAUAAAGAGGCUGCAAUUUGCAGAUGCAGUCAACCCCUCUCAGGUUUCAGUGCCAGGUGCCUGGAAGAUGAGCAUAUGUUGCAAGCAAUCAGUAAAGCAAAUCCUACAAAUCGCUUCAUGUAUGUCAUGGACACCAGGCCAAAGCUUAAUGCAAUGGCAAACAGAGCUGCGGGGAAGGGCUAUGAAAAUGAAGACAACUACUCUAACAUUAGGUUCCAGUUUGUUGGAAUUGAAAAUAUUCAUGUAAUGAGAUCCAGCUUACAAAAACUGUUGGAAGUCAGUGGUACAAAGGGUUUAUCCGUCAAUGACUUCUUGUCUGGUUUGGAGAAUUCUGGAUGGCUGCGUCAUAUCAAAGCUGUGUUGGAUGCUGCUGUCUUCCUAGUCAAGGCAAUAGCAGUUGAGAGUGCCAGUGUGUUAGUGCACUGCUCAGAUGGCUGGGAUAGGACUUCCCAAGUUUGUUCCCUUGGAGCUCUCUUACUAGAUUCCUAUUACAGAACAAUUAAAGGAUUCAUGGUCUUGAUAGAGAAGGACUGGAUCUCUUUUGGGCACAAAUUCUCUGACAGGUGCUGUCAGUUGGAUGGUGAUCCAAAAGAAAUCUCACCAGUGUUCACCCAGUUUUUAGAAAGUGUGUGGAAUCUGACUGAGCAAUUUCCCCAAGCCUUUGAGUACAAUGAAGCUUUCCUUCUUCAGAUCCAUGAACAUGUCCAUUCAUGUCAGUUUGGAAACUUCCUUGGAAACUGCCAAAAAGAGCGAGAAGAACUAAAAUUUAAAGAGAAGACAUAUUCCUUGUGGCCAUUCCUUCUGGAUGAACAGAAGAAAUAUCAAAAUCCUUUGUAUAAUCCAGAUUUUUCUCCAGAGCUAACUCUUUUGGAGCCUAACACAGUGUCUUUCAAUUUUAAGUUUUGGAGAAAUAUGUACCAUCAGUUUGAUCGAAGUAUGCAUCCCAGGCAAUCUGUAUUGGAUCUUAUCAUGAACAUGAGUGAACAAAAUAAACAACUGGAGAAAGACAUUAAAGAACUGGAAGCUAGAAUAAAGCGGAGGAACGGUCAGUCAGAUGCAGCCCUUGUGAAGGAGCCUCUGCAGUCUGCCCCUCCUGUACCCAUGGCACCGAAAACCUCUCCAUGCUUCAAGAAGGAGCAGCCACUGAUGCCUGUGAAUGACUCUGUAAGAACUAUAGAGGGCAGCAACACUGCAGACAAUCGCUACAGUGAAUUCAUGGAAGAGUUCUCAAAAGCUGAGCCUGCUGUUGUCAGCUUGGAGUAUGGAGUGGCCAGGAUGACCUGUUAAUUGAGAUCUGGCAUAGGGCUCCUCUUUUCUAGACUGAAAUAAAAGAUGGAUUAUUGUGAGGAUGGGUCUGUGCUGCAUGACCAAAACCUGAUUUGUAUAUUGGCAGAUUUUGUUAAUGUAGGCUAGAACAGCAUGCUAGUUGUCAAGUGUUUGCUGUUCUCUUAACAACAACAAAAAAAAGUGUAGCUGUAUUUUAAAAGAAGGGGCAUUUGGUAAGUAGUGACUGAAAAGGAGUGGUAUGUCUUUGGAUUUGCAUCAGUUUGCACUAAAUUGAUUAAGAUAGUAACAUUUCUUAUAAUAUUCAGUUUAGGAAAACACAAGUGGUCUUUCACAAGUUGAUUUUAUUUAGGCAAGAAAAUUUGCACUUUCUACUUUAGGAACUGAAGCUACAUGUAUAUAUUGCAUACAAUAUAAAUAUGUAUACCCUUGUUUAAUGUCACCCACUACUAAAUUUCAGUGUAUUAAGUGCCAUGAAAAAGUACAAUAUAUUUCAAAUCAUAACUAGUUGGCCUUAAACCUAUUGAUCAGUAAUAUUCUUGUCCUUGACUACUGCAGCCUGUAACCUGACUCUGUUUCUAUUGUACUUGCUCAAAUUUGUUCUUUCCUUAAAGCAGGACUGGUUCUGGGGAAUGAAGCAUGCCUAAGCUGAUGCAGCCUGACAGCAAAUAGCUAUACAAAUGUUAACUUUCUUUUUUUCUCCAAUUUCUUUAUUGUUUAAAAUGUAAUAGAUGGGCCAGAUCUUGCUCUCUGGCAGCUUAGACUGAGCUUCACUGAGGUUAUAAUUCAUGUGUGUGAUCUUAAGCAUUGAUAUUUAACAGUGAAGAGUAAAAAGAGUAAGGCACAUCAUUUAAAAAAAAAAACAAACAAACAAAAAUCCUGUAGCCAAUAACUGAACUGUUAAAUUCCCUUCAGAUGGUUUCCUGUGUGCUGUGCAAUUGUUCUGGUUCCAAGAACAGCAGAAGCAAAAGAUCUAGGAGUGUAGUCUGCUGACGACUGUCCUCAGAUACAAAAAACUUGUUGCACUAGUGUCUGAUGCUCAUGAGAAACUGAACUUCAUACUGAAUUUUUGAUUGGGAAAAAAUUUCAGUUAUUAGUGAAGUCUCCCUUUUAUGUUGUAAAAUUUCUGACUUGCACUUACACAAUUUCAGUACAAACGGGAGAUUCUCUUUUUUUAAUUUGAGAGAGGACAAAAACUACUUCUGGCAGGAUACAGUAGAAAUACUGGGACAUGAGAAAACUUGGAGUAUCUAAGCUUAAUUCUGUGUCUAUAGGUUAUGCUGGUAAGGGAGGUUUUGGCCAACUCUGCCUCCCAUGAUAGAUUUUCUGGGCAGUAGCAUUUGAAAACAGAAUAGGGAAGUAAAAAUGUGAGUGCCUAGUCUUUAGAGGUCUAAAUUACAAGUUUAGGUAUUAGGGUCCCGAGGUAUGGUGUUAGAUUAAUGCUACCAGUUUUAUCUCUGAAUUUAAAUCAUUUUUGGUUACAAAUGAAAUGAGUUUAUUCUCAUCCUAAUCCCUAAAGUCUGUUUUGUUAAAACUGCUGGUGCACCACACACAACUUGACAUAGUUGGCAGCAUUUCUCUCUGCCUCAAAUUAGAUUGGGGACUCUGUUAACAAGGCCAGUCAUGGUCAUGGUCAAGUCGCACUUUUGAAGCUCUCGGAGAAGUUAACUAUGACCCCUGUGUUUAGGGAGUUUUAAUUGCCCAUUUCACUAAUUAAUUUUUUUAAAGCCUAUAAAUGUAAAUAAAGAUUCAUAAAAGCUUUUUUUUAUUUGCAAAGAGAUGAGAGUAAUGUCAUGUUUAAAGUACAUUAUCCAGCCAUUUAAACACAUUUAGACUUUAUAUUACUUUUUCCACUGCAGGUUUUGAUUGAAUUUCACAUUUGCACGCGCGGUGCCUUACAGGGUUGCAGCAAGAGAGGUUUUUGUGCCUUGUUAUUUGUUGUUUCCCUCCCCCCUUACCUUCUCUAUCAACUUGGUUCCGUGGUUUUCCUUUGCAAAACAUCUUGUGUAUUAAACUUGUGUUUUAUCACACUAGUGAAACAAAUUUAUCACUGACAGUAUAGGUGUUAUCACUUUACUUGUUUGUCUUAAUAUUAACUGCUCUGGUGUGCCAUGUACAUUGUUUUUCAUAUUUAUUGUUUAGAGUUUAUGGACUCAAAAGAUUAUAUUAAGCUUUUUUGCGAGUAUUGUGGUAUGUUUUUUUUCCUUUAAAAGCCUUAUACAGGGGUACUCAGUUGUUUAAAGAGAAGAUGGUUUGUUUUCAGUAAUGUUAAAGUGUGUUUAUUUUGGUCUUCAGACCCUUUUUAUUGGAAGAGCUUACUUUUUAGUAAAAAAGGGAUCAGGAUGCUAUUCUAUUUUAAAUCAAGGUAGACAUCUCAAGCCAGUCCUAAAAUGUCAUUAAAAACUAUAUGCUCAGGCACAAAACGCAUUUUGUCAAAAAUAUACUUCCUGGUUUAAAGCAGAUAUCUUACUCCAGUGAAUAAAUGAAUAGAGUUUUAUAAGGUUGUUCUGUAGAGCAGCCUUCUUACAAAGUCCAGACAGCUCUGCCAAUUCAGCCCCCAGGGUUACCAGUGAGAAAAGUUCCUGCAGAGAGCCAGCUGUCUCUUCUCAUUUGCUAUUUAGGCUUAAGCCAAAACUACCUAAAGCACAUGGGAGCUGUGGUACAGUAAAUAGAUGGUAGCAAAGUGAGCUCCAGCAUGAAGCUUGGCAGGAUGGCUGGGACUCAGCUCAGUGGGGACUCUUCUGUGCCCUUCAAGAAGGGUUUAACCCCCCACCCCCACCCCAACAGCUGACUAAAAAGCUGUGGCAGAAGUCUUCUGGGAGCAAAAAGAAUUUUAAUUCUUAUUUCACUGCAUGGGUGUUUCUUUACUCUUGAAACAUUUGAUAAUGAAAAUACAUUACAGUAUCGAAAGGUGCCCAUUACAACUCAGAACAGUGCCCAGAAUUCCCUCCCUUUUAAGCUAUGGCCUUAAAACUUUUGGUGCACUGACCAGUUUGUUGGACUAAAAUGUCCAGGUAUUAAGCUGCUAUAGUUGAUUCUGUUUCAUCUGUUGCAAGACUUUGUGACACCUGUCAAUUCUGUGCUUCAUUUUGAGAAGGUGUUGGUAACAUCUGUGGGUUUUAAGUUUUGUCUGACUUUUUUUUUUUUUUUUUUUUUGUAUGAAUGCUAUAGAAGAGAAAUUAUUCCUUUUAGUUAACAAAACUGUUAGUCUCACCUGGGCUACUAAAACUGCUUUCACAUUGUACUCCAGGCAAAAUUAAAUGUUUAUUUCAAAGUAUAUUGGCACAGAAGGAGUUGAGCUUAUUUUGGGCAAGUUAGCUAUUGUGGUGAUGUCCUCUUUCAUACAAGUUUAAAUAUCCAACUGUUCUGUUCAGCAGGACAACUGCCAAGUCAACAGACUAAGAAAUUAAUUAAGCAACACUGAACUGCACCCGUACGUUUUCCACACAUGUCCAAUUACCAGUGACAUAAAUCUAGGGCAAAAGCCUGAAGUCUAGCAAGUCCAUUAGAGAAGUGGAGCAGCAGGCCUUCCAUAGAACCGCCCAUUCCUAUAUCUUGUGUAGAACAAACCCUAAUAUAAUGUUGAUUGAGAGGGAAAGUUACUACAACAUCAAACUACAACAUUCCAAUGUCUCUUACUCAAUAAAAGCACCCUGGAGAACUUUCAGGGACUUCAAGGGAAAGGUGUUGGUUUUUUUCCUCUGUAGUAGUUUUCCAAAUGCCUUUUUAUCUGAUAAGAUAAAACAUCAGCAAAGCUCUGGGAACUUGCUGCUCUCACGUUGGCAAACUGAGUGCAUGAUGGCUGCACAGUUUUUGCAGUCACCCCAACUCUCUCACGAAUGAAGGGAAAUGGGGCUGGGGUAGCUUGGCUUAACCACUAUCUUCUUAAGGAAAUGACAUAAAUUAUACAAAUGAAUUCCAUCUUAAGAAUAAUGGAUAUUGAUAGGAUGGGCCGUGUGUUCUUGGAAGUCCUGCCCUGUUCUUGGACAAGUAUAGCUAUGGUGAGGGCAUCACGUGAGAAAAAUAAUUGCUUUCUAGUCAUUUAUCAUGUUCUGACUUUCAAACUAUGUCUUACCUCCCCAGUGGUACAUUAUUAGAUCUUUAGGUCAGAAUCUAAAGGUUGGUCUUACAUACUCUGUAUUUAGCUGCUAAUAGUUCCAAACCUGUGGCUGAUCAUGGACUGUGUAGUGGUCAUGAAACUAUUUUAACUUUCAGGAUUAGAUCUUUAGAUUUGACUGGAGGCUACCUUGACUCACUUUCACCAUUUAUGCUGCCCUCUGUUUCCACUAGGUGUUGCUUAUUGCGGUGCUCAAUACCUGUCUUUCAGAUAAAAUGGGCUUCUCAAUGCCUUGGAUUUUCCAAAAGCUGGGAAAUAUUGCAGUUUUCUUCCACUAUUCUGAAGGCUUGGAUCAGCCUGAGUGAGCAGUGAGGAUGUCCUUAUGUUUGAUCUAGUUAGCUUGGCAUGUCUACAUGUUGAAAAGCAUCAAAAAUUAGAGCAGCUUCAUAAUUUAAUGGUGCAACUUCUGUAUGCACCAUAGGUGAAAGAAAAGAUAUAGUCAGGACCCUUGUCACAGUACGUAGCAAGGAACAGGACCCUGCUAGGAUAUUAUCCAUAAAAAGUAGAAGCAGCAGAGCUGAUUUGAUGUCCAGCAGCAGCUUGGGGACUUGAGGUGGAAGGUCAGAGCCCAGUUUUCUGAGCUCAGUUUCCAGACCCCAGAGAAUUCAAUGAGCUGUUUUAUUAAACACUUGCAGCUGAGCAAUUCUACAUCAACAGCAAACAAUAACUUAAAAAAAAAAACAUGGAUUUUUUUUUUUCUCCCAAUAUACUAGCUUCAAAUAAUGGAUGUCCUGGUGGUGACAUUGAAGUCAGGGUGCAGUAUUUCCUUUAAUCUUGUUUAUAGUUUAACUCUUGAGGUCAGUUAUGUACUCUUUGUAAUUAAAGUAGAUUAUAGUUUUGACAUGUACUGUAAAAGUCUUUGUCAUCUUCAUGGCAAGGCUAGCACGCACAUCUCUUGUAUUUCUGUAUAGAUCUUUGCUGAGAGCUUUCCUUGUAAAGUUUUUCUAAUCCUUCCCCAUAGUAGUAUUCCUAUUUAUUUAGCAUUACAUUUAGACCUGGAUUGGUUAGCUUGUUUUGUCUUACUGUUUGCUCUUCAAUUUUUAGCUCAUCUUUACAGCUGUCUGUCAAUAAUACCCCUUGACAAACAUCUUUCCCUCAAAAGAAAACGGGUUUGUCCUUUUUCUGGCUCUCAGGGAUUUUUACCCCUGAAUUAGUGAACUUGAAAAAUACUGCUUCUUUUUCUUUCAGGGCUUCUGAGUGCCUCUCAACUUCCACAGUCAGUUUACUUACCACGUUUUAACUUCAGAUGUGGCUAUUUAAAAAAAAAUACUCAAAUGCUGGAUGUGGCAAAGGGAAAGAAAACUGUUUUCAUUGUAAUCUAUCUGGAAAGACCGGCUGUUGUAUUACCAUUUAUUGUUCCAUGUAUUGCUUCCUGUAAAAGUCACUUAUCUCUGUGCUGGGAUCAUGCUUGAUGUAUAUUGGUGGAGAAACUUUAGCAAAUGGAGUUUUGUAAUGAGUAUUUUAUUUGUACAUGUUUUGAAAAUCCAUAAGGCUUAAAAUAAAGCUAUCUUAAUAUUACCAGUCUAA
This is a messenger RNA of Dromaius novaehollandiae (emu), 7619 nucleotides long. RefSeq names its product myotubularin related protein 6 (gene MTMR6). The coding region runs from base 110 to 1978 and encodes 622 amino acids. Gene Ontology annotation, molecular function: phosphatidylinositol-3-phosphate phosphatase activity; phosphatidylinositol-3,5-bisphosphate phosphatase activity. The record is from RefSeq and is a predicted model, not a curated record. The transcript is spliced from 14 exons. Lineage: Eukaryota; Metazoa; Chordata; Aves; Casuariiformes; Dromaiidae. Gene Ontology annotation, biological process: phosphatidylinositol dephosphorylation. Gene Ontology annotation, cellular component: cytoplasm; nuclear envelope; membrane.